AUGCUUGUCAAAGAUCCUUGGUUAAAACAUACUUUAAUCGAAGAUAUUGCCUUUCAAAAAUCAUCAGCACAAUUAAGUCAAGAAAAACAAGAAGAAGAUAAACGUCUCGAUGAAGAAACAUCAAGAAAAUGUCCGAAAUGUUUACGAAGCUACACUCCGAAAGAAACACGUGAUGGAAGUUGUCAUUAUCAUCCUGAAUUUGUUGUUGAUAUUAAUCGACCUGAUGAACAUCUCACGAGUGAACAAGCACAAUCAAUUCUUCAAUGUGCAAUGUUGAACAAAUUACCCGAGGAAAGAAUGCCGAAAUUAUUCUGGGCAUGUUGUCUGCACAAGUAUGGCGAAUCUUAUCAAUCAUGUGAAACAGGCAUAUGUGGUUUACCCAAAGAAUUAGAAGAAAAAGUGAAUAUGAAUGAUGAAAAAUAUAUCAAUCAAGUACAAGAACAUUUCAAAGCAAAUGCAUCUGCGAAGAAAAAUUUAAGAGACUUUUUAAAUAGAUAUAACCCGUCGGCAACGAAUAGAAAUACUUGA
This is a messenger RNA of Didymodactylos carnosus, 528 nucleotides long. NCBI's taxonomy places the organism in Eukaryota, Metazoa, Rotifera, Eurotatoria, Philodinida, Philodinidae. The record is from the annotation of a GenBank genome assembly.